GAUGUAAUCCGUAAGUCUUCCAUAGACAUUCGAUAAUCGCCGACGACCUCCGUAGAAAUACGGAAGAAUUUAUAUUACGUAAUAUAUCUAAAUAUCGUGUGACUUUAAACAACGGAGAAGGUUUAAGUUGGAUUUGGACAGCAAAGAGUAAGGAAAUGGAUGAACUAGGGAUCAGUGUUCGAGACAGGGGUGCGGACACCGGGUCCCUUGGUGUUAAAGGGAUGUAUAAUGGAGGUGGUGCUCUUCCGAUUCUGCCGAGCGACACAAAGGUUGAAAGCACUGAUACUAAAUUGAGAUUGGACACGCAACUCAGAGACACUAGUUGGAAUUUCUCUAAGACAAGGCCAUUGGUUGUUCCAGCCAGUCCUGAUAUCCAUGGCGCAUCUGGUGGUCAUUUCAAUAGGUCAUUCGAGUCGAAGACAGAGUUUUCCAAAUGCUUUGAUGCUGAUUUUGAUGAAAAAUUGGAAGAAAAAAGGACGGCAGAUCUAAAGGGAUUUGGAUAUGGGUCGUGCACAGAAUUGCAAACUAAGACCGGAAAAUAUGUACCCAUCUUGGAUGAUGAUGUCGAGUCGAUGAUAGAUUUGCGCGGUCGAGAUGUAAGCCCUUCAUUGACAGAUACUCUAAAGACCAUCGAAAAGAAACCACAGGCAGUUGAAAGCGAUGUUGUAGACAUACAUGGUUGCAAAAGUCAACAGUUCAUUUGUGUUGCCGGAAGAAUACAACCAAAUGAGACUCUUGCUGUUUCUGAACAAUUUCUGGACCUACCGACGCCGCAGGUAGUUACAGAGGACUUUUUUGUCAAAUCAAAAAAGGCAGACCCAGCAGAAAGCGGAUCUCUUCAGACCGAACCUGAGGAUGAACAUAUAACGCCAGCACAGAUCGAUGAAGCAGAAAUAAAAGGGGAUGAGUAUUACCUACCUGAGGAAGACGAGUCAGAUGAAUACAUUCCUAAAGUUGGGGAUAAGCUAGGAGAAGGAGGGCAAGGAACUGUCGUGCUGGGUCAACUUCCAGAAACAGGAGAGCUUGCUGCCAUCAAGCAGGUAUGGCUAUCCAAGGGUGAUGCGGCUUUGUUAAAGGAGUACGAAAUAGCUAUGGACUUGAAAAGGCAUCCUAACAUCAUCCAUGUAUAUAAAGCUGAAAGAAGAGGCGAUAACUUUUACACCUACAUGGAGUACAUGAAAGAUGGAGCAGUCAAUCAGUGGGAAUGGACAGCAGAACAAGUUGUUUACAUUCUUCAAGAAGUAUUGAAAGGACUCAUCCAUAUGCAUAGUUUAGGCAUAUUACACCGCGACAUCAAGGGUGAAAAUGUGUUGGUGUCCUUUGAUGGAGACAAGAACAAUAUCAAGAUUGCUGAUCUAGGUUCGGCGGUUUAUGCGCCUUGGAACGGGACUUGCUAUGCCGACGUCGUAGAUUAUGGCUUUCAAGGCACUGUGCCCUUCAUACCAAAAGAGGUGGCUUCGAAACAUCAGUUCAGCACAGCUAGCGACAUCUGGGCUGUGGGAUGUCUUGGGAUUGAAUUGUUGACAGGCGAGUUACCGUGGAGUGAUUGUAAACUGAGAAACACUGGCGCUCUUCUUUUUAAGAUUGGCAUGACGGACACGCCGCCACCACUUCCGCCUGAUAUUGAUAUCCCCGAGCACCUGAAGGACUUCCUGCUCCAGUGCCUGCAGAUUGAUCCUCGUGACCGUCCUUCCGCAAGCGAACUCGUUCAACACGCAGUCUUCGCAGGAGAUCCGGAAGAAUAAAAAAAAGAACUAAAAAAAUAUAUAAAGUGAAUUCGGACUUGGAAUUAAAUCUUUUGUUAUUGAACGAAGUCAAGAUGAGACUAGUUCGGACCUAGAAAUGUGAAGUAGAUUUAAUUUGUUUCUGUACUCUGUUUCUGUUUUAGUUAAUCAUGUUUUGUAUGAAUGAAGCAUUAGACUAACAAUUGUUGCAAUUUUGAAUAUAUGUAUAUCGAGAGCUUAUAAAAUAGAUAUGUUGGUGUUAUUUUCCGAACAGCUGUUGUAUUUGAAUAAACAUGUAUGUGUAGGAGUGCUAAGGUCGAUCUCACUUAAAUACUUGACUCUUAUCUGACUAAUAUUACCAUUGUUAUCAGAUUGAUGAUUAAGUGUUAUCCAUAGAGGCUGCAUCCUGUAUUUCAUAAAUGUAGAGCUCAGACAUAUUAAACUUUUCGAGUAAAAAUGAUGUAGGUCGUGAUUUAAAUUCCUUGUAUUUGUUUAUUUUGGUAUAUCUGCAUAUCAUUUAUCAAUACAGUACACGAUUGUUUUCACUACUUAAUUCUGGUAGUUUGUUAAAAAUUCCCGAUACCAUUUGACACCAACUAUUGUUGAUGAAUUUAAGCAAUGUGAUGACAUGAAAGUAUUUGUAAUUUAGUUCUUUUUCAGUAUAUCAGCAUAUAUCCUUUAUCAAUACAGUACACGAUUAUUUUAAAUACUGAAUUCUGGAAGUUUGUUAAAAAUCCUUGAGCACCAUUUUACCCCAAAUAUUGUUAAUAAAUUUGAUGAAAUGAAAGUUAUUGCAAUAUAGUAAUUAUUAUUAUGUAUAACUAUUUUCUACUAUUAUUAUAUAUUAUGUAAUAUUGUUUGUUUGUAUGUUUGAGAAUGGACGUAUUAAUCGGAUUUAAUAAGAUAUCAUUUUAUAUAACUUGAAAGUUUGUGAAUAAAAUUAAGAACGAAG
This is a messenger RNA of Mya arenaria, 2676 nucleotides long. RefSeq lists its product as uncharacterized. Bases 156 to 1745 code for a protein of 529 amino acids. The transcript has 11 exons. Gene Ontology annotation, biological process: protein phosphorylation. The record is from RefSeq and is a predicted model, not a curated record. Gene Ontology annotation, molecular function: protein kinase activity; ATP binding. NCBI's taxonomy places the organism in Eukaryota, Metazoa, Mollusca, Bivalvia, Myida, Myidae.